AUGGCGUCGGACAAUGACCUCCUCAGUCUUCUUACGGCCCAUGGGCAACAAUUCCUGAAUUCCUUCGACUUGCCUGCGAAGACCGCUUCAAAAAGGCAGCAGCCCGUUGCAGCUCCGAAUUCUGACGAGGAAUACGAGGAAUGGGGCGGUAUUCAUGAUUCCGACGAAGAUAAUUUCGGCGAUGAAUUGUCUGAGAAUAAUGAUGAUGGCUUCACUGUUGACAGUAGAGCCACCGUACAGCCCAAUGUCACUGUCUUUUCAGAGACCUGCUCCACCAAUAUACCGAAUAAAGCAGCGAUGAAGAGCUUCAUGUCCUCAAAAGUGACCCGAUUACGGGAAGAUACACAAGUAGAUCAAAAGGAGGUUCCUACAGAGGAGCAAGAAGAUGAAUUCAACAAUGCAAAGAACGAUGCUUUACUCCACCGUUUAGUUCAUACAAAACUGCUGUCUGGCUCGCUAAAUCCAGAGCUGAACCUAACCCCUGCUGAACGACGGAAGGCGCUCGCAGGACGCGUCCUGGAGUUGGCAGGGGAGUCAAAGCUUGGAAAAGGUGAAAUGAGUGUUCGGGUGGCAGAGAGGAAUAAGGCGGCCAAGCACGUACGCGAGGGUUUGGUAAGAAAGCAGCACGAGCGGGAGACGGCUCAGCUUGAAGAGGCCAAACAGCUGGGGAAUUACCAUCCUACCCUUAAAAAGCUAUACAAGGGCCCCGCUUCGUCUACGCAAUACCCGCGGAAGCGAGAUCGAGGCCUUGCAAUGGGGAUCGGCAAGUUCAGUGGUGGAGUGCUCAAAUUGACCAAAGACGACGUCAGGUCAUUACAGCCUACAAGGGGUGGAUCGAGAGGUGGCCGAGGGCGUGGGCGUGGCCGAGGGCGCGGUCGAGGAGGCAAACAAAAGUAG
Messenger RNA from Pleurotus ostreatus (oyster mushroom), 897 nucleotides. RefSeq lists its product as uncharacterized. Lineage: Eukaryota; Fungi; Basidiomycota; Agaricomycetes; Agaricales; Pleurotaceae. Bases 1 to 897 code for a protein of 298 amino acids. Gene Ontology annotation, cellular component: nucleolus. The transcript has 5 exons. The record is from RefSeq and is a predicted model, not a curated record. Gene Ontology annotation, biological process: maturation of SSU-rRNA from tricistronic rRNA transcript (SSU-rRNA, 5.8S rRNA, LSU-rRNA).